AUGAUGGAAUACGGAAGAACGCGCAAAGGGCCGCUGCCUGGAGGUCGCCAGGGCGCGUCUGGAGCUGGCGCUGGACGCGGCAGCAUGCGAACCACCAGCCGAGCGCGAGGUGCUGCACGACCACCCAGCAGCCCCUCGCAUCCAUCAUCCCCACCAGCUGGCUUGGUGUCGGCAGGGUCUUCGCGGGCCCAGCAAUCGGCACCCGCCUCUGGUGGAGUACGCCGCAUGCGUUGGACAACCCAGAUGAACAGCAACGCAUUGCGGGCGUAUUUUGGGGCGAAAGGGGGAGAAACUGGAUGUUUGGCGUAUCGGGCUAGGAUGCAUCGUCUUUUUGCUGAGCUGGAGCCAUCUUUAACCGUCACAGAGCAAAACCUGGCAGACCGAGUUCGGUAUAUCUUGCGCUCAAAUAUAUUUGAUGUCGCCGAACUCGAACGGCUACGACGUGAGGCUGUUCCCUCGUCGGAUGAGAAUGCUACGGCUGAGGAUGCGGCGCCACAAAUGGUAGAGCAACCCGCAAACGUGGAUGCCGCCGUGAAUACCCCAGUUGUGGUUGAUUCAAACGAUGAUGGAACAGUCGCCCAGGAACUGGAAUUAGAGCAUAUGAGGAGUACAUUGGAAGAGUCGAUUGUGAAAACGCGCAGUACGCCUCUCGAAAAUCGACCGCGACUUCCCCGCAUAGCCCUAAGCAAGCGGAAUCGGGCUGUCGUGAGGGCUCUGAACCCAAUGCUGGUGACCUAUUUGGAAGCCAGCCGGGACCUUUGCGAGACGGACUCAAUUCUUUUUGGCGCCGCGCUGGCAGUCUGCCGUAUCAUAGGCGCCAAAGGUUUCCACGGCUGGACGCGCUACUGGCCAUAG
Molecule: messenger RNA, 855 nt
Organism: Parnassius apollo (apollo)
Lineage: Eukaryota; Metazoa; Arthropoda; Insecta; Lepidoptera; Papilionidae
Source: the annotation of a GenBank genome assembly